ACCCAGGGAGCGUCGGUCACCAAACCUCCCCAGCAUGAACGCCGAGAGACGCCUCGAGGGAGAAAGGCCAAUGGAGGCGGGCCAGCAGGGAGGCGACACGUCCGUUUGCGGGCUCAAGCUUUCGGUUUCCUUUUCUCCAUCUUGCUCGGGAUUUUGGGGCGUCAUCGCCAGCGAAGUCGAUAGGGCGCAGCUCGAGAAGAGUCCCGCGGUAAGCAGGCUGGUGCGGGGGCGGAGAGUUCUCGAACCGUGUCUCCUGUGGGCUGCCUGGAAGAGGCGCGCAGAGACUUAGCUGGAUGCGGCCGUCGGGAGCCCGCUGGAGGGUGCACCUGCCGAGCGGGGCGACGCGGACGCCCAGUCUCUGGAAUACCCGCAAGGCCUGCUUCCCGGAGCUGCGAGUCGGUCAGCGGCGGGUCUCACCCCCGCCCGAGGUCGGGCGGGAGCCGGGCUGCCCGGGCAACUCCUUUGGAAAGCAAUUUGAAAGAAAUGAAGAAAACCAUCAGAAAUGAAGACAGAAGCUUCAUGGCCUUUUAUUGACUGGAGUGGAGUUUUAUUACUGCAGUUUUUUGGAAUGACACUGUACAGAAUGUCUGCUGAGGUCAUCCAUCAGGUCGAAGAGGCACUUGAUGAAGACGAGAAGGAAAUGCUUCUUUUUUUGUGCCGGGACGUUGCUGCAGAUGUUGCUCCACUUACUGUCAGGGACCUUCUGGAUAUUUUAAGUGAGAGAGGAGAGCUGUCUGCCAUGGGCUUGGCUGAGCUGCUCUACAGAGUGAGGCGGUUUGACUUGCUCAAGCGGAUUUUCAAGAUGGACAGAAGGGCAGUAGAGGCCCACCUGCUCAGGCACCCUCGCCUCAUUUCAGACUAUAGGGUGCUGAUGACAGAGAUUGGUGAUGAUUUAGACAAAUCUGAUGUGUCCUCAUUAAUAUUCCUCAUGAGGGAUCAUAUGGGUCGAAACAAAGUAGCCAAGGAUAAGAGUUUCCUAGAUCUUGUGAUCGAAUUAGAAAAACUAAAUCUGAUUGCUCCAGAUCAAUUGGAUUUACUAGAAAAAUGCCUGAAGAACAUCCACAGAAUAGACUUGAAGACAAAAAUCCAGAAAUACAAGCAGUCUGCUCAAGGAGCUGGAACAAAUUAUACAAAUGCACUCCAGGCAUCAUUCCCAAAUUUGAGUCUAAAGGAUCCUUCAUGUAACUUAAGGCUCCAGAAUGGAAGAAGUAAAGAACAAAGACUCAAUGUAAGACAACUUGACCUUCAACGAGAAUCAGUGAAGGCAUCCGUCCAGGAGUCAGGACCAUUUCUACCGAGGCACAUACCAGAGGAGAGAUACAGAAUGCAGAGCAAGCCCCUAGGAAUCUGUCUGAUAAUUGAUUGCAUUGGCAAUGACACAGAUUUUCUUCGGGACACCUUCACCUCCCUGGGCUACGAAGUCCAGUAUUUCUUAUAUCUGAACGUGGACAGUAUAAUCCAGAUUCUUCGCCAAGUUGCCCGCAUGCCCCAACACCAAGACUACGACAGCUUUGUGUGUGUCCUGGUGAGCCGAGGUGGCUCCCAGAGUGUGUUUGGUGUGGAUCAUACAAACUCAGGGUUCCCUUUGGAUCAGGUCAGGAGGAUGUUCAUGGGAGACGCAUGCCCUUUUCUCUUAGGGAAGCCAAAGCUCUUCUUUAUUCAGAACUAUGUGGUGUCAGAAGGCCAGAUGGACAGCAGCAGCUUCCUGGAGGUGGAUGGACCAGAGGUAAACAAUGUGGAAUCCAAAGCCAAGCAGCCCGGGCCCUGCACCAUUCACCGGGAAGCUGACUUCCUCUGGAGCCUGUGCAAGGCAGACGUGUCCCUUCUGGAACAGUCCUCUGGUUCUCCAUCAUUGUACCUGAAAUGCCUUUCCCAGAAACUGGGGCAAGACAGAAGACGCCCACUCUUGGAACUCCACACUGAACUCAACAGCAGCGUGUAUGAUUGGAAUAGCAGAGUGUCUGCUAAGGAGAGGUACUACGUCUGGCUGCAGCAUACUCUGAGAAAGAAACUUAUCCUCUCCUGUAAAUGAAUGGCCAAAAGCCUCUCUUAGCUUAGCUCUGUAGUCUUCAUUACUAAACUUUCCUAACCAAACUACCAGAAGUAAUUUUCAAGAUAUGUGGGUAAGAUGGGUCCUGUUAUCCUGUUAUGUAUUGAAAAGACCCUCUGUUAGGAAUGUUGUCAGGAAAGUUUGUUUUUUAAAAAAGAUUUUAUUUAUUCAUGAGAGACACAGAGAGAGAGAGAGAGAGAGAGAGAGAGGCAGAGACACAGGCAGAGGGAGAAGCAGGCUACCCAUGGGCAGCCUGAUGUGGGACUCGGUCCUGGGACCCUGGGAUCAUGCCCUGUGCCAAAGGCAGAUGCUCAAUCACUGAGCCACCCAGGUGUCCCAAGAAGGUAUGACUCCUUGUCAAGUCCAAGAUUAAGGCGCUAGCAGAUCUGGUGUCUGAUGAGGACCAGGUUCUGGGUCUACUGAUGGCCAUCUUCUCAUUGUGCCCUCACAUAGCAAAGAGCAGAGGGGGGAAGCAAGCUGUCUUGUAAUAGCUCCACCUUCAUGAGCUAAUUACUCCCAAAUUCUCUGUCUCCUAAUAUCAUCACAUUGAGGAUUAGGGUGUCAAGCUAUGAAUUUGCCCAGGGUCACAAACAUUGAGUCUGUAACUGGCCUUGUAAUUUGAAAUAUCUAGGACUCAAGUGAUAUUUUAUAGCAAUCACAUGUACUUUUCUUUCUUGGAUUUGAAGACCUAAAACCAGAUCAUUAUUUAAAAUAGCAUUUAAAGUUUUUAAAAAUUUAUUUAUUUUUAUAUUUUUUGACUUAAAAAAAGAGGUUAUUUAUUUAUUCACGAGA
This is a messenger RNA of Canis lupus familiaris (dog), 2842 nucleotides long. It is a transcript of the gene CFLAR, whose product is annotated as CASP8 and FADD like apoptosis regulator. The coding region runs from base 503 to 2032 and encodes 509 amino acids. The record is from RefSeq and is a predicted model, not a curated record. NCBI's taxonomy places the organism in Eukaryota, Metazoa, Chordata, Mammalia, Carnivora, Canidae. Gene Ontology annotation, molecular function: protein binding; cysteine-type endopeptidase activity. The transcript is spliced from 11 exons. Gene Ontology annotation, biological process: proteolysis; negative regulation of extrinsic apoptotic signaling pathway via death domain receptors.